AUGCCCUCAUCUCGAAUAUUAUCUGCUUGGGUCCACCCUAUCAUAGCCACAGUCCGAUGGCUCACUGUUAAACGGCCAAACCCAGUAAUCGACAGUGGUUCUCGAACUCCAGUCUCAUCGGGCCCUGUAUCUUCAAUCUCUCCAAUCUCCUCCGAAUCUCCUCCACCGGUCCCUGGGUUUGCGAACUUGAUAAACUUUGAUUUGUUACCAUCUACCCCUCCACCCGGUAUCUCUCCACUGUCUGGGAUAUCCUUUGAUCCGCAGGACCUUCACAGUAGUUCUGUCAAUGCCCGCCUUGAUGCAGUUGCCAGAUUCAUCUGUGACAUUGAAUAUGCAGACACUGAUAGAGAUGGUACUAGACUCGAAUGGGAGAAUCAUCCGACCUCGCAUGAGUCAGUUGCUGAAACUGAAUUCCCUGUUACUUCGAAGGCGGCAUCGGACCUACGAACAGUUGCCCGCGACGUGGCAAUGUUUGCCCUGGAUGAUGACAGUAAAUCUCUUGAACACAUUUUUGUCCGUUGCGAUACAACGGAUAAAAACAAAAACAACGCGUAUUACAUGAAUGGCCAGGAAGGAUAUUCCACACCACAGUCCCCGUCUCCAGGGUGCUGGAAUGAUGUUCUGUCUUGUUGGAAAACCGGCCCACGAUUUUGCUUUCAUGGUUUCGACCUUCAAGCGGUCGAUUCCAUCCAGUGCGAAGGAGGUUCCUUGAUGGUCCCUCUUCGCGAGCACGAUCCGAUAGUGCAUCAACGUAUCCCACAGACUAACGCACCUUGGAUCGUCGACGAGAUCCCUAGUGAAGUCCUGGCACCGAAACCGAUGAGUUCUAGCCAGGUCAGAAUGAAGGAAAUUGAAGACCUGGAGGAAAUUGCAUAUAGAUUAAUAGAGGAUAUGGAAAUUAUUGUAGGGUCGACACUGUUUGCACUAUAA
Lentinula edodes (shiitake mushroom) is the source of this 930-nucleotide messenger RNA. RefSeq lists its product as uncharacterized. The transcript is spliced from 3 exons. The record is from RefSeq and is a predicted model, not a curated record. The coding region runs from base 1 to 930 and encodes 309 amino acids. NCBI's taxonomy places the organism in Eukaryota, Fungi, Basidiomycota, Agaricomycetes, Agaricales, Omphalotaceae.